Molecule: messenger RNA, 720 nt
Organism: Penicillium olsonii
Lineage: Eukaryota; Fungi; Ascomycota; Eurotiomycetes; Eurotiales; Aspergillaceae
Source: the annotation of a GenBank genome assembly
AUGGCCUCUCCAGCCCCCAAAGCGCACAUUGCGCACACCCUCCUCUCCCGCGCCCACUCCCCCGACAGCGCAACCCAACAAUUCACCGAGCGCAUCAAGCAAAAACCACUCUUCCUCCGCGCCACCUCGCCCUCAGCCUCCGACAACCGCUCGCGUCGACGCCUCGAACGUCUCCGCAAGAAAGAAUACUUCAUCCGCCACCAAAAGCCGCGACCGCUAUCUGCGCGCGAGAAGCGCAAAUCCGGCCUCUAUGACCUGCCAAAGGAAGAAUGUAAAUACGCCAUCUUUAACGGCCUGCACGAUCUGUGGGUCGGGUACAUGCAGGAUGUGCUUGACUUGAAGCCCACGCAUGCGUCGCAUGUUACGCCGACCUCGCAUGGCAGUAAGUUGGCCAGUGCGGAUUACCAUGGGGCUGAAGUGGAGGUUGUGAGGAGUCGGUGUGCUGGGCGGGUGGGUGUGAAGGGGAUUGUGGUGCGGGAUACGAAGUUCACAUUUGUUGUUGUGACUCCGCGGGAUGAAAUGAAGACCGUACCGAAGGAGCACACCGUGUUUCGAUUCACGGUUCCUCUGCCCAAGCCCUCGGCGAGCGCGGACCAGCAGAAAGAAUCAGCGGAAGAGUCAAAACCUUUGAUAUUCGAGCUUCAUGGAAGCCAGUUUGAGAAUAAGCCUGUGGACAGGGCUAAUAAGAAGUUCAAAUGGAGGAACAUCGAUUAUGUCUGA